GGACAGUGGAUUACAGACAGAGAGAGAGAGAGAAAAACACUUUACUAAAUACAAGCUUAGGGCUGGUACGAACUGAAUCUUUCGGGCCUGGAAAAAAUGAAGACGUCUAGUUCGAAUGAGCGAGGCUAGCUGCAUCCUGUAAAGUUGGCGAAGAUUUCAAACUGCCCCCAAAUCAGCAAGGGGCAAGGGGGCGGAAAGUCACCCCCACCAGACCCCCUUUCCCCCCCCAACCCAUGUAACUGUUGGGGAGAGAGUUCCAGCAAAGCUGUUUUCUUCCCUCCCCUGGAUUUUAGACAGAAAGAAACAUUGAAGGGAGAAUUCUUGCUUCUCUCUCUCUCUCUCCUCCACCUCCCCCCCUAGAAUGACGUCUGGGGUAAAUCUGAAAUCGAACCCGGCUUUGCCGCCCCGAGUCGAGGAGCGAAGGCGUCGGAGUCCCCUGGAUCAUUUCCCUCCUCCGGCUAACUCCAACAAGCCGCUCACGCCUUUCAGCAUUGAGGAUAUCCUGAACAAGCCUUCGGUGAAAAAAACUUCCCAUCUUUGCUCCUCCAGCCACCCGGGCGGCCCCGAGAAAGCAUCGGGUCCCGGGGUUGUCAGGAACGGGCUGGCCUCUCAAGCUUCGCCACUCUGUGCUCUGGAAGAACUCGCCAGUAAAACUUUCAAGGGUCUGGAAUUGAGUGUAAUACAAGCGGCCGAAGGCCGAGAUCAUGUCACGACGUUUGGCCAAAGACAAACAUCGAAGAAGAGAAGAAAGUCCCGCACAGCCUUCACUAACCAUCAGAUUUACGAGCUGGAGAAGAGGUUCCUUUAUCAGAAGUACUUGUCUCCCGCUGAUAGGGAUCAAAUUGCUCAGCAAUUGGGCCUGACAAACGCCCAGGUGAUAACGUGGUUUCAGAACAGGCGGGCCAAACUGAAGCGGGACCUGGAGGAGAUGAAAGCCGACGUGGAGUCCCUGAAGAAGCUGCCGCCCCAGCAGCUGGAGAGACUGGUUCACAUGGACGUGUUCCCAGAGGACGGGGCCAGCUCCAAAUGCGAGCCCACGGACCUUUCCCCAAAACCGUCCCCGGCGCCUGGACUCGGGCCCUUUCCCAGCUCGCCUCAGUGUUCCUCCAGAGAUCAGACUACUGAUGAAUUCUCUGAAGACGAGGAAAUCGAAGUGGACGAUUGACUGAGAUGAAGCGAAACUAUAUUUGAGUAUCUCUAAGUGAGGAAUUGGGAAAAUUUUUAAAACGACACAGGGAGUGAACUCUGCCAGCGAAUAGGAAGAAGGCACAAAUGGAUUUAACUGCUUUAAAUUUAAAAUAAAGCAAUUUCUUUGCGUCCUUUUUAAACUUUUUGACAUUGGAAUCUCUGCACGUUGUUGAAUCUCUCCGAAGGAACAAAUACAUUCGGACACAAGGCGAUACAGACUUACUACCUCGCCUUGUAUGUAAGAAGUUCUAUCGGUUUAAUUUUCUUUGGGUGGGGGAAUGAGUGCAAUUCCAUUCAUAUAUUAACCCGUCUUGGUUUUUUUUUGGGUUCUUUUGUUCAUUUAAUUUGACCGAUCAGAAUCCUGGACUAAGUCCUCAAGCAACACAUUUUGACGUGGACUGCUCAGCAGAUUCAGCCUCCUGUUCAUAAUCUUUUUUUAAGAAAAAAAAAAUCAAUGUUCAAAAAAGCUGAAGAUUAAUACACGUGGUUAAUUUAUCUUUGAGAAAGCGGGACCCAUUUUUAUUUUUUUUUCACAUCCUUUCCUUCCCCAUUUAUACAUUAGAAAAUAGAACCCGUGUUGCAAAAUUUAUGGUAUGCCAUCUUAGCCCUAAAACAAUACGCUGUUAUUUGUAAAACCAAAAAAAUUCCCUGGUUCUGUUUCGUAAUCUCUCACAACAACUUUUAAAUUACCAAGCCUAAUCGAGUGCAUCCUUUAAGUUAUUAAAGUAUUGUUAAACUGACGAGGAAUAGGGGUGGGGGGUUGGAAACGCGGGAUGAAAUGGCUGUGUAUAUAUUUUGAAUAAAGACAUAAGAGCCGAACUGUA
Messenger RNA from Rhincodon typus (whale shark), 2012 nucleotides. It is a transcript of the gene lbx2, whose product is annotated as ladybird homeobox 2. The record is from RefSeq and is a predicted model, not a curated record. Lineage: Eukaryota; Metazoa; Chordata; Chondrichthyes; Orectolobiformes; Rhincodontidae. The transcript has 2 exons. Gene Ontology annotation, molecular function: DNA-binding transcription factor activity, RNA polymerase II-specific; DNA binding. Gene Ontology annotation, biological process: regulation of DNA-templated transcription. Bases 362 to 1165 code for a protein of 267 amino acids.